AUGCUUCGCCGCCACUCCAUCCAUCCUCAGGAAGAAGAAGCUUCUUUCACGUUCCUGAGCGACUCAGGAGACCUUUCAUAUCUUCCGGCAGGUCAUACCGCCGUCCUUCCUCACUCUUCCAUCGACGACAGCCGGGUGCCGAGAUCGAUCGCAAUAUCAACAAGCUCCACUCGGUCGCUCUCAGUACCCGCCGUAGCCUCUCUCGAAGAGCCAGGCACGCCAAGAAGGCCUUCCUGCCAGCCCAGCGAUGGACUCUCUAAUGAGGCUCGACUAGGUUUGCCGGAGAAGUGGGUCAUCUAUCCCGUCUCGAGACACGGCGGCUGUUCGUCUCGUACCUUAGAUCGUAAACACGAUGACAUUGACUUUGUCAAAUUCGACUUUACUCGUCCUCUUGAAUUCUGCCUUUCUGCCGACAGCUCCAGUUCCACCGAUACACUACCCGCGUACCGUUCUCGAACAAACUCGUCUGGCCAGCUCGAAGACACCUUGCCUCCAUAUUCCGUAGACGACAAACUCUCCUCCGUCGUCCAGGCCAUCUACGCACAAAACGCCGACCUCCUCAAGAAACCAAAAUUGAAACGAGCCCGACCCCUUCCUCGCGAUUUUACCGAACACGAACUGCGAGAGAUCAGACGCAAGACCCGCCACCGUAUCAGAGUGGUGACGAGAAAUAGUCUGGGUCUGACAGUGAACCUUGGUCUCUCUUGCGUAGCGCCGCAGAUGCUCAUCGCUGCUGCCAUCAACGGCUUUUGUCUCGGCAUUGUCCAGAAGCGAGACAUCAUCAUUGCCGUGGCCGAAGGCGUUGCUAUCAAGCUCAUCUUCCUUGCCAUCACUCUCAACAACGAUGAUUUUCUGGUCCUCACCCACGAAAUGGUAUCUGCCCACUCAGAGACCAUCACACCCAUGCUCCACGAACUUCCUGGUUUCAGCCACGCCCACCAUGCAUUCAUGCUGCCCAUCGAAAAGAUACAAGAAGUCCUGGGUCUACCGACGAUGGCUCAACGCGCUGUUGACUUUGGGGCUGGAGGAUGGUACGACCCUGCUGAUGUGGUCUUAAAGAACAUGUUCUUAGUUGGUGCUGUGCAGAUGGCUAUGGAGACUGCUAUAGAUCAGGUGCAAGAUCGCUUCUCACGAGCUGUUGAGAACGUCAAGGAACAUCAAGCUCACAAGAGGAUAUCAAGGCUGAGGGAGUGUCAGACUGAGGGGGUGGCAUGGAGUAAGAAUACCGACUUCUUGUUCAAGAUCCGGCAUGAUCUGUGA
This is a messenger RNA of Aureobasidium pullulans EXF-150, 1260 nucleotides long. RefSeq lists its product as uncharacterized. NCBI's taxonomy places the organism in Eukaryota, Fungi, Ascomycota, Dothideomycetes, Dothideales, Saccotheciaceae. Bases 1 to 1260 code for a protein of 419 amino acids. The transcript is spliced from 2 exons. The record is from RefSeq and is a predicted model, not a curated record.